AGACUCUACCCAUUAUAUCCCUCUGGAUGUGAUCCAUUUUCAUAACUUCAAAUGGGAAGCAUUGCGUGUGCCUCACUCACACCCACCACCACCACCAUCAUCUCGACAGAUCAAACUGCCAGACUCGCUUCACAUUUCUCAAAGCUUUCCUCUUUUCUUCCCUUGUCCAAUAGCUUCGUCUCGAAACGCUCUGCGUCGUUCCUCGGAAAUCCCUCCCACUUCAUCAAGAAACGCUCUUCCAUGGCCACUCCUUCCCAAGUCAACGCUUCCUCCACCAUUGCAAACGAAGGAUUGGAGGCUGCUGCAUCUGGUUUGGUGGAACAGAAUGACCUGCUGAUUGUGGGACCGGGCGUUCUUGGUCGCAUAGUCGCAGAAAAAUGGCGGGAGGAACAUCCAGUUUGUCAAGUAUUUGGGCAAACGGUUACCACUGAUCAUCAUGAUGAACUGAUUAAGAUGGGAAUUAAUCCAUCUUUGAAGGGAACUACUGAGGCACACCGGUUUCCGAAUGUUAUUUUCUGUGCUCCUCCGUCACGAACUUCAGACUAUCCUGGCGAUGUCAGGCUGGCUGCAUUAAAUUGGAAUGGUGAAGGUUCUUUUGUAUUUACAUCAAGCUCUGCACCAUAUGAUUGCAAUGACAAUGGACAGUGUGAUGAGGACACCCCAGUAGUACCUAUAGGGAGGAGCCCUAGGACAGAUGUCCUUCUAAAAGCGGAAAAAGUAGUGCUGGAAUAUGGUGGUUGUGUUCUUAGAUUGGCAGGACUUUACAAAGCAGAUAGAGGUGCACAUGCUUAUUGGUUAGGGAAAGGAACUGUUGAAGCUCGACCAGAUCACAUCCUGAAUCUUAUUCACUACGAGGAUGCAGCUUCCCUUUCAGUUGCAAUCUUAAAGAAGAAAUUUCGUGGCCGGAUUUUUCUGGGUUGUGACAAUCAUCCUUUAUCCAGGCAGGAAGUAAUGGACUUAGUUACUAAAAGUGGAAAAUUCAGCAAAAAAUUUGAGGGCUUCACAGGCACCAGUGAUCCUUUAGGUAAGAGAUUGAACAACUCUAAAACUCGUGAGGAAAUAGGAUGGGAGCCAAAAUACCCUAGCUUCGCCCAUUUUCUCGGCGUAUCCGAGUAAUUACUGCAUCUAUUUUCAUUUUUGGGACUAAACAUUUAAAUGAAAGUUGAAAAGAACUGGCUUUAGGCAAUGCACAGAAGCUGAUGGCAUCUAAAACUUCAGCGAUUGUUGCUUACCAGUUUCAUAGGUACAGAAUAUUGAUCACACGUGCAAACUUAUUAAUGAAAACAAAGAAAAAAAAAAAGAUUAUUCAGGGUAUAUUCAGUCUGAUCAGAAAUACUUGAUUGACUGGAGGCAAGUAGAAUAUCUCUUGUACAAGACAUGAGCUUCAGUGGCUGUUUUGGCAUAUCCAACCAGCGUUUGUAUUGCCACCUUUGGUCUUGGAAAUCUAUGAUUAUAUAGAGAGAAAAUCUCAGCUUUCCUGAAAAUUUUCAUUCUCCAGCCAAUUUAAACCUUUUACAAAGUGCAAAAUGUGAGCACGUCUCCGAGAAAAUGAUAAUCAUCCACAAAUCAGGCAGGGACCCUGAAACUUGCAGUAUUUUGCAACAUAUGGUGAUAAUUUAGUUUAUUAAUCCAAGUUUUCUAAAAUUUAGCUGGCACCGAACCCACCUCAAUUUUACCUUUUUAAGGUCAAAUUCUACUAUUUUCACCAACAGCACGGAAAAAAUUUCUGAAGGGAAUCGUGAAUUUCUCCAAGUAAAAUAUGAAAAUAAAGUAAUGUUUACUGCAUAGUCAUAAAGUCUCUAAUUAUUUUGUAGUUAUUUUGAAAAUGAGUGGGAUUUAUUAAUAAAAAAUUAAUUUUUUUAAUGUAAAUUUUAUAUUUAUUUAAUUUUUUUAAAAUGAUUACGUAGCUUUAGAGUACUCAUGAUUGGAAAUAUAAUUUCUCAUAAAAAUAUGGUCACGAGAUAUGGUGGCCUUCUUGCUGUAUAUCCUUUAAUGUGAUAUAAUAAUCUUCUUUCCCAUAGGUACCAACAAAGACCAACCGAAAUGAUAAUAUAAUUAUAAUUAAAAUAUAAAUUAAAGGACCAAUAAUUCUCGAUCUAACGAAUUUAAAAAAAUAAAUGUUCAACUGCCCAAGUCAACUGGAGCAAAUUGCCAUGCGAUACAUGAUGCACACAUUCACUAUCCAAUAUAUCCUCCUCUUCCCCCUCGCUCGCCAAGAACCAAAAGAAAAACACACUCGACGACAGCAAAGAGUGAGUGGUGUGGGUGAAAAUGGCCAAGUGCUGCAUGGAAUCAGAAGAUGGGGGGUUGGAUCUAACACCCAUCCUUAUAGUGAUUGUCCUAGUUCUUGUUCUCAUGGCUGUCUGCACUCGCCCUAGACGACCGGCCGUUGUUGCUGUAUAUCGUUGCUGGUGAUACAUUCUCCAACUUCUCCCAUCAUUUACUCUUGUUUCUUUUCUUUUGUAUUUACUUUCCUGUAACGGGGCAAUAAAUUCUGUAGCUGCUUUCCAUUCUUUUCCCUUCGGAGACCAGAACUGUCAGGGUGCUAGUGUUUUGAGAGGAUAAGAUUUGUUUCUGAACUGUGUUGUCUCAUCCAACUUUAAUAAAAUGAAUCAACGUUGUGAUUA
Carya illinoinensis is the source of this 2627-nucleotide messenger RNA. RefSeq lists its product as uncharacterized. The record is from RefSeq and is a predicted model, not a curated record. NCBI's taxonomy places the organism in Eukaryota, Viridiplantae, Streptophyta, Magnoliopsida, Fagales, Juglandaceae. The transcript has 9 exons. The coding region runs from base 52 to 1116 and encodes 354 amino acids.